Adineta ricciae is the source of this 1266-nucleotide messenger RNA. NCBI's taxonomy places the organism in Eukaryota, Metazoa, Rotifera, Eurotatoria, Adinetida, Adinetidae. The record is from the annotation of a GenBank genome assembly.
AUGGUAUUCUUGAAAAUAUCGUCUCGUUGUGUGUCAUUAUCUCAGCAAAUACGAUGUUUACAUCGUUCAACAUCCCUUUUGGCACGAAGUGUUCGACGCACUGCACCUCCUCAAUCACGACAAACGCCGCCGAUCAAGUUAGAUCAAAGAAUGUUUGCAAACGAUGAGUACGAUGACAUGUCUACACAAGAACAAUUCGCUCGUCUAGAGUUACGACGUCUCGAACAAGGAUCAAGGACGUCGGUUGUUGAUGAUAAUGCAACGGAAGAAGAAUUCGAUGAGCAAGAUUCUCCGCGCCCAUCGAUUGAUCCAAGCACGACGAGUAUUAUCCUAUUUCCUGGACAAGGAACACAAUUCGUAGGGAUGGGACAGAAAGUAAUUGAUUAUCCAAAUGUGAAAGAAAUGUUUAAUAUUGCUCAUCGAAUACUGGGCUACGAUCUAUAUUCCAAAUGUAUCAAUGGACCAAUUGAAGAUUUGAAUCAAACACUCUAUGCUCAACCGGCUAUUUAUGUCACAUCCUUAGCUGCUGUGCAGAAACUCAAAGCAGAAGAUCAGAAAGUUGUUGAGAACUGUGUUGUAGCAGCAGGAUUUAGUGUCGGUGAAAUAACUGCGCUAGUGUUUGCAGGCUGUAUGACCUAUGAAGAUGGUCUUCGUCUAAUAAAAGCACGUGCGGAAGCAAUGCAAUCGGCAUCCAACGAAGUCAACAGUGGUAUGAUGACUGUUUUCAUUGGUCGCGAAACAAAACUAUCGUUGGCAAUGGAAGCAGCCAGAGAAUGGUGUAGCAAAUACAUGAAAAUUGAUGUGCCUUGCAUCAGUAUUGCUAAUCACAUGUAUGCAGAAUGUAAAGUACUCGCCGGACAUAAAGAGGCUUUACAAUUUAUUGCACAUAAUUAUAAAGUAUUUGGUAUCCGUCGAAUCAAAUAUCUCCCUGUUAGCGGAGCAUUUCAUACGCCGUUGAUGUCAUCAGCAAAACUGAAAUUAAUCAAAGUAUUGGAUAAAAUCGAUAUGCAACCACCAUUAAUUCAAGUCAUGUCGAAUGUAACAGGAAAACGUCAUACAAGCGAUAUAGCAACCAUCAAGCGAUCGCUUAGUCAACAGUUAACAAAAAGCGUCCUUUGGGAGCAAUCAAUUCAUAAAAUGUAUCAACGUUCUCAACACGAACCAUUUCCGAAUACAUAUGAAUGUGGUCCUGGACGUCAGUUGGGUUAUCUCUUGCGAUUGAAUAAUAACAAAGCGUAUCAGCAAUAUAAACACAUUGAUGUUUAG